CUUUAAGUGCUAAAAAGCCUGUUGUCGCUUUGGAAUCCACUAUUAUUUGUCAUGGCAUGCCAUAUCCGCAAAAUGUUGAAACGGCUAUUGCUGUUGAAAACAUUGUACGUGAGAAUGGUAGCAUACCAGCUACAAUUGCAAUCUUGGAUGGAAAAAUUAAUGUUGGACUUACAUCAAACGGAUUGGAAAAACUCGCAAAAAUGGGACAACAAGCAGUAAAAGUUUCUCGAAGAGAUCUUGCAUUAACUAUUUCACAA
Messenger RNA from Racocetra persica, 257 nucleotides. The record is from the annotation of a GenBank genome assembly. NCBI's taxonomy places the organism in Eukaryota, Fungi, Glomeromycota, Glomeromycetes, Diversisporales, Gigasporaceae.